Molecule: messenger RNA, 5210 nt
Organism: Synchiropus splendidus (mandarinfish)
Lineage: Eukaryota; Metazoa; Chordata; Actinopteri; Syngnathiformes; Callionymidae
Product: probable G-protein coupled receptor 149
Exons: 5
Coding region: 164-2341 (725 amino acids)
Biological process (GO): neuropeptide signaling pathway
Cellular component (GO): neuron projection
Molecular function (GO): neuropeptide binding; G protein-coupled receptor activity
Source: RefSeq, a predicted model, not a curated record
ACGCUCUGCACAAGUGGAUGUCGGUACCGGAUCCAACCUGGAGGAGGAAGAAGAGCGCCUUUUACGCGUUUCGUGGAAGAAGACGCCACGAUUUGUAGAGUCAGUCAUGACUGUUUUGCGCGGAUAACUUAUAACGAUUAAAAAAAAAGUUUGACCGGGGAACAUGUCCAAAAGCUUCCAAAACGAGAGCUUUUCCGCGGACGUGGAGCAGCAGAGCGACGCCUCAAAGGUGCAGAUCCGCCUGCUGCUCUUCAGCUUGUGCGUAACCAUCGCCGCCGCCACGGUGGUCGGAGGCGUGUAUUCGCUUCUGUCUCUGCUCCGGAUGAGGAGGAAGACGUCCCUCUGCCUCAUCGUGGCUUCCAUGUCAGUGGACGACCUGCUCAGCGUGGUCCCGCUCUCCCUCUUCAUGCUGCUCCAGUGGGAGAGGGACGGAGGCGCCGGCGGUCUGUGCACUCUGUCCGGGCUGCUCUACGUCUUCCAGGGGGUUUCCAGCAACAUGAAGGCGUGUUUGAUCGCCGCUUACACUUUUUGCGUGACCAAGAGGUUCGGCGCGCUCCAGCCUCUCAGGGUGAUGUGGGCCAUCGCCGCGGUGUGGGCGGUGAGCCUGGCGGUCAGCGUGCUCCCCGUGUGCGGCUGGGGCAGCUUUACGCCCGCGUCUCUGGGCUGCUUUCCAGAGAGCGACAGCUUCUACAUCCUCCUGCUCUUCCUCCUCUACUCGGUGUGUUUGUGCGGCUUGCUCUUCUUCUUCAUCCCACUCACCUACCAGCUGUUGUGCUCCAGAGAGCCAGAUGGGACUUUCAUGUAUCUGGAGAGAGGGCUGAGUGGCGACAUCCAGACCUUCUCCAGGGACAGUCUGACCAGAGGAUUCUGCGCCUAUAACGAGCUGAGUCCAAGUUCCUGCGGGGCCAAGUCAGAGUUCAGGGCGGUAGAAGACAACAGCGUGUCUCCAAGUAUCCCGGGAGCUCUUGGGGACACCCCGUCGGGCUUCGCUCAGAAGCGCUUCUCCAUGAUCCUGGCGGUGGUCAGAGUGACGCUGUGGAUGCCGCUCAUGACGCUGGUGCUGGUUCGACAUGCGAUGAACGCACGCAGCUCCUCCCUGGAAACGCUCAGCUUCUUCCUGACCCUGCUUGCCCCGGCGGUCACUCCUCUCUUCGUGCUGUCCAAGCGCUGGAUCCACCUGCCAUGUGGCUGCUUCAUUAACUGCAAGCGUGAUCCAAUGCAGAACUCUUCAGCAAUAAGAAGAAAAUUUCAGUUCAACCCCUCCUUUCAACAAGGCUGUGGGGUGUAUAAAUUAUCUCACGCAAGCAUCUCCCACUACAAUCCCUCGUCGGAGAACUAUCACAGCCUCUUUGACUGUGACUUCUCCAGCACGCGCCUCGAUGCUCUGGAGAGAGGCGGCCUGCCGAGCUUGGGGCCCAAUUUUGACUUCAGCACCCCGUGUGGUGUGGACAGCUCCCUCCCGCUCACGGACGCGGCAGCAGGUGGAAGAGAGCCGCUGGCCGAGCGUCCCCCUCUCUCGCACAAAGACAGUGAGGGUUUCAGCUGUGCCACUCCUCUGGCUUCUCAUCACCAGGAUCAGGAUCACACCGACACAUCGUCGGUGUUCGACGGGUCGGAGAGGAGGCUGUCGCAUGAAGAGUGCCGGAAAAUCGAGCUGACAGACUGGGAGUGGUGCAGAAGCAAAUCAGAGAGAACACCCCGACAGCGGUCGUCCGGUGGUCUGUCCAUCCCUCUGUGUGCUUUCCAAGGAACCGUUUCCCUGCAAGCUCCCACAGGGAAGACCCUAUCACUCUCCACGUACGAAGUCAGCAGCGAUGGACUGAAAAUAUCCCCAAGCAAUGCAAAAAAGGUGGAAGUGUACCGUUCCAAAUCAGUCGGACAUGAGCCCAGCGCGGACGACUCGGCUUCCAGAGGCCAAACACGAGACGUAAAUGUCGGAAUAGGAGCUGAGAUCGGAAUGGGCUCAGGCGUUGGCGACACCAACGUCAAAAUCCACCUGGAGGUUUUAGAGAUCUGCGACAACGAAGAGGCCAUGGACAGCGUAUCCAUCAUCUCCAACAUCAGCCAGUCCUCCACUCACGCCCGCUCGCCGUCAUUGCGUUACUCACGAAAGGAGAACCGAUUUGUUUCCUGCGACCUCGGCGAGACGGCGUCGUACUCUCUUCUGAUCCCAACCGGUGGGAACCCUGAAGCUGAGAUUAUCAACAUUACCAUCCCUGACACUGUGGAAGCGCAUCGGCAGAACAGCCGCAGACAGACGGAGGGCAGCUCCGGAUACAGGGAAGAGAUCCAGCUGCUGAACGAGGCCUACAGGAAGCAAGUGGAGGACACAGAAGACUAACAUCCAACUCCUGCACAGCUUUGAGGGAUGAUGUCAAGUUUAGGACGUCAUGUAGGCUUCUAGUACUUUGUUGCCAAUUGCUAUCAAGUCGUUUCUCUGUUGACAAACAUGUGCACAGAUAGAUCGCGAGUGGUGCUCAAGCUUUAGAAAAAUUCCCUUUUAUUUGGUGCCCAAUUUUUUUCUUAAUUUUGAAGGUGCAAGAAAAAAAAUUGGCAAUGUGGUCCAAAUUUCUUUUUGGUAUCUGACGUAGCACUUAUUUUCUGUGAUUCAGUGGCAGCCAGUCAUGUGACCGGAAGUCAUAGAAAUGAAUGGGGAGAUGUCUUAAAUAUAAAUCCAAAUGAACCAAUUCAACAACAGCAAAAAGAAGAUUUUUAUUCAUAAUUUUUGCUACAGGUGUCUUGAGCACCAGCCACACAAAAUGUCUGUGCACGUGUCUGUCUAUCAACAUCAAAAUCAGUUCAGAGUUCAGUUUUCCUGUGUAUCUUUUGUCCACUCUUCAGUUCAAAUGUCGCUCUUUCCAAAAUAGAGAUCGACACAACUGAGUUGGAAGAAUGCGUCGGAAUGUGUGAAGUGCUCCCUGCAGCACAUCCUAUCUUCCUUCAGUUCUUCCCCAAACUGCUCUCUGGGCGAACAAAUACUGAUGCAGAGUUGUGGUUUUCUCAACGUUUUGGCUUUGUAUUGCAUUGACGUGAGGCCUUGACCACUGCCAUGAAGCGACUUUGCUUAUGUGAGGUCCAGAAGCUUUCUCAAUUCAGUACCUCACUACUUUAACAGACUGGACGUGUUUUGCUUAUAAAGAAAAUGUAUUUUAAUUCUUCAAACAUUCGUAAAAGUUGUGUGAUCAUGAAAAAUAGGUUCAUAUGAAGAAGAAAGAUGCAGUAGUGGAGAUAUGGUGCCAAAGGUGCGAGAAGGCUGUGAGACAGAGUUGCAGCAGAUCUGUUGCCGUGCCAAGACUCAGUGCCAUAUGGUUCUGUGUCAUGAACAGAGGUUUGUAGUGCUGCUAGAUGUGAGAAAAGUUGAUCACAUUUGAUCUGGCUUCGGAACAGAUGACUCAGAGUUACAGGGAGCCACCACCUGAACGGUGACUCAUCACUUGUUUUCAGCAUUAUCCAGGUUUAAAGAGUCCAGAGCUGCUUGUUUUUCCACGUAGUUUUAUUCGGUAAAAUACAGAUUUCCUCCGGUAUUUUUGCAGUAAAAUGAUAGCUUGAUGUCCACAGUGUGUCGGCCUUUAAAGUUAGAUCGACAAUAGCUCAGUAUUUUUGGAGAAUUACUCCAGUUAGAGCAAGCUAUUUUACUAUACUAUAGUAUAGUGUGUCCAUAUCCACGUGUGCUGCUUUCCACUUGCAUUAUUCAUGUGUUCUAUGGCUGCAUAAUACAUCCAGUGCUCAUGAUAGUCAUUUAUUAUCUUCAGCAAUGCUCACAUUCCGCUAGCCAUGAAACAAAAGAUGUAUUCAUAUUACAAAUAUAUCCUCUUCAUUGCCAAGAUUUUACAUGCAAAAUUUAUUUUGUGAGGACGUUCUGUUUCAUUAAAAUUUCGUUCAUAGGAACAAACUUCCAUAAUGAUUUAAUUCCUUACUAUUUCAGUGUUGCUUGCUUCCAAAAUGCUUUUAACUUUCCAUCACUGGAAUGUGCUCAUGUGCUACGCUAACAGUUCUACCUGAUGCUGUCAGUUAUUGCCUUAAGCAUCUGUGUUGUUGCAUGUCAAGAAAAAAAAUUUUUUUUGACUCAUCUUUUAAAUUCCCUCCCAUCUUCCUCCCAUCACUUUCCAAAUUAUCUUUUGGUGUACUUUUUAAUUAAAACUCAAUGAAAAUUUGAGCUAACUACGUUUGUUUAAAGCACUUGAGGGCCAUAAAGAACGGCUUGUCGUGACCCCGGUUUCAGUUUGACCUGUGUGGAUCAACAGUCCAUCAGUUGAUCAAUACUGCCUCUCUUGAUCAGGAGUGAAUUGCAGUGUCGCUAUUGAAUUAUUAAACUGAAAGUCACUUAAUAUAGCUGAUAACUGAAGGAAGAAAAGCCAAAAACAUUCACAUUUUCUUUUACUGUCAUACGUGAUUUUUCUGACUCAAAAGUGUAUUUAUCUAAAAUUCAUUAAAUUAUUUUCUAUGAUUCAGUCGCAGCCGGUCAUUUGACCAGAAGUCAUAGAAAUGAAUGGCGACAUACUUGAUUUUUCAUUCUAAUAUACACUGACCCAACAUACAUACAUUGUUUUUUUCCAUUUUGAGGACCAGUGGAUGAGCCUCUUCAUGCUCAGGCUUUGCUUGUGUUGAAGUGGAUGUAUUUCUACAAAGCCACUGACCUUAUCAUAGUAAUGUAUUUUGUAUCCCUGCUGUAUUUCAUCCAUGCAAACAAACAGAUACUAGCUGUUGCUGUGAAACACACAAUUGUAUUCUCAUUUUAUGAUCAUUCUACUGCAGUUAUUUAAUAAUGUGUUAUGUAUCUAGUAAUUUCACGACAAGAUGAGUUGUCACUUUCUAUUAUGUGUGUGUAUCUUACCACAGUGUUUUUUGUCUGGAUGAUCAUUUGUGCAGUUUUGCAAAGACUUUACUUCCAGGCUGUUGAAUCAUCCGCGGUCAAGACCGUUUCAUCAUCCCCAACGCCACAUUCAUGUGAAGGAUGUUGUCCUGAGACACUCAGAGAUGGUAAGCUGCCUCUGAAAGAAGCGCCUGCUGCUGUGUAUGAGAGGACUAUCGGAAACAUAAUGAAUGUACGGUGAUGGUGCUCACUGUCCUGCUGUUAAAUCGAACAGUUUCAUCUGUUAAUGGAGCCAAAGGUUUUUAUCUGCGCGUGGCUUUGACUCCGCAGUCAAGCCGCGUGGAAGUAAUGCAGCCAUCUGCUUGUUCUCUUUCACACAGCGAUCAGCUCUGACAUG